ACGGUUAAACGGAAGUGAUGGAAAUUUGGGCUGAAGAUUAUUGGGCUUAAGUUUAUCCUAGAAAUGAUAAGAUUAAAAUGUUAUUUUUGAAAAAAGGUUUUAAUUGAGUCAGGUUUUGGACUUCCUUAUGUAGCGUACGAUGGAAAAUAUAGUUGAAAGCUGGGAGCUAACAAAUGGGGUGGGGCUUGAAAUUGCAGAGGCAAAUUAUUUAAACAGAAAAAAUGGAACACACCAUCUAGGUAUGAAUGGAAUGAAACUAAGUAAUGGCAAAAGUUGCUCCCUGGAUAUACCUCCGAUGUUGCUCAAUAGAAAAGGAUGUGUUUUGAGUGAGAAGAUUUAUUCGAAAGCAAAGUCACAGAGCUCUGAAAUGUUGUUCAUUAACACUGUGAAGGAUUUCCGAACAUCACACAUUCAGCCUGAGGACGCUGCCCUUAUUGUCGAGGCCAGACCUAGAUCUCACCACUUCUUGUGGACUAUACCAGACCCAGGCAGUCAGAAGCUUAACUGGCACAAGGCUCCCCUUACAGUCCUGGUGGUCAAGAAGAUCUACGAUGAGUCAGUCCUACAGCCUUUUAAGAACCUCAUAUCAUGGCUUAUAGAGGUAAGGAAGAUGAUUGUAUAUGUGGAGAGCAACGUCCUUGAUGAUGGCAUCCUGGCUGAUGACACAAUGUUCAAGAAGUACAGGGGACGGCUGCAGACCUUCAAGCAAGGUCAAGAUGACCUCACAGACAAGAUAGACUUCAUCAUCUGUCUGGGUGGGGACGGUACCUUGUUACAUGCCUCCACACUAUUCCAGCAAAGCUGCCCCCCAGUUAUGGCGUUCCAUCAGGGCUCCCUUGGGUUCCUGACCCCUUUCACCUUUGACAACUUUGAGACCCAGGUUUCCCAAGUCCUUGAUGGGAAUGCUUCCUUGUUGCUAAGAUACCGUCUCAAGUGCGUGAUAUGUAAGGAAGAUUCAGACCUCGGGAGAGUGUCAAGGAUCAAACACAUUGACAGCAAAUCUCAGUGUGCCAAGUCUCAUAUACUGGUGCUCAAUGAAGUUGUAAUAGAUAGAGGCUCCUCUUCGUUCAUAUGCAAUAUUGACCUCUAUGUGGAAGGUCGCCUGGUGACCUCGGUGCAGGGAGAUGGUUUGAUCAUCUCCACCCCUACUGGCAGUACAGCGUACGCCGUGGCUGCAGGUGCCUCCAUGAUCCAUCCAAAUGUUCCUGCCAUCAUGAUCACGCCCAUCUGUCCACAUUCCUUGUCAUUCCGACCUAUUGUAGUUCCCGCUGGCGUGGAAAUCAAGGUAAUGUUAUCACCUGAUGCCAGAAAUUCUGCCAUGGUCUCAUUUGAUGGCAGAAAUCGCCAAGAAAUUCAUCAGGGGGAAAGUGUUCGAAUAACAACAGCACAGUUCCCGCUACCAGCAGUUUGCGCCAAGGACCAAAUAGAAGACUGGUUUGAUCGACUGGGCGAGUGUCUGCACUGGAAUGUGAGGAAAACUCAAAAACAGUUUGUCAGUUCUGAUGCAUACAGUGAUACCAGUCUGGUGAGCACAUCCAGUCACAGUCAGAAUGGAACUUCCAGUGAAAAAACUUCAGAAACUGACGGACAUUUGUAGCGACCAACUGUUUAUGUUUGUUGUAGAAUGGUCACAUGUAAUAUUAGACUGUGGAAACUCGGCUUUAUGCAUCUGGGUGGUGUCCUUCCAUAUAAACGUGUGUAGUCUGUACGGGCUUUAUGCAUCUGCGUGGUGUCCUUCCAUAUAAACCUGUGUAGUCUGUACAGGCUUUAUGCAUCUGCGUGGUGUCCUUUCAUAUAAACCUGUGUAGUCUGUACAGGCUUUAUGCAUCUACGUGGUGUCCUUCCAUAUAAACCUGUGUAGUCUGUACAGGCUUUAUGCAUCUGCAUGGUGUCCUUCCAUAUAAA
Molecule: messenger RNA, 1905 nt
Organism: Dreissena polymorpha
Lineage: Eukaryota; Metazoa; Mollusca; Bivalvia; Myida; Dreissenidae
Product: NAD kinase-like
Exons: 10
Coding region: 140-1597 (485 amino acids)
Biological process (GO): NADP+ biosynthetic process; NAD+ metabolic process
Molecular function (GO): NAD+ kinase activity
Source: RefSeq, a predicted model, not a curated record